UUGCUCCCAGACAGUAAACUUUGACUUCUAAAAUGAUUCAGUUCAACUUUAUUCUGUGGGUUAUUCUUACUUACAAUUUGUCACAAGUAAAGUGUAGUGUUAUCCCUUUACUGGAGCAACUUAUAUCACAUCAAAAUGUGCCGUUACAAGUUGUUCUUCGAACUUGUUGGUCUUCGGAAGAAGAAGUGUACUUUCACAAAUUGUUUAGUGAAAACAGCCUGAUAAGCUUCGGAAGAGCAAUUGAUUCCCCUAGUCAAAGAUCGGUGAUCGUAACGGACACAGCUUGUCAAAAUGUAUCGUUUGUGUCAGAAAAAGAACGUUCAAAAAUUCAGUGGAUUUACUUCAACAGUAACUCUUCAUAGUUUUUGAACAUCCUUGCAUCGCAGAACAUAACCGUGGCAAGCAAAGUCCUAGCCGUGGUCAAGUCCGGCGAUGGCUACAAUAUCAAAAGUGUCUUUCGUUACACCGUUAACGGUCCGCUGAUCGAAGAGUUGAUCGGUAGCUGGCAGAACGAAACCCUCCAAAUGAUCACUCCAUCCCGAAACCUCAACUUGGGGGUGAUCCUCAAAGCCGCGAUCGUUUGCAACAGUUCGGCUGAUCAAAGCGCAACUUUGAUGAACGUUGAACUCACCAAACAGUUGGCCUUCCUUCUCAACGUCACGAUCAACUUCGUGUGCUUCAAGGCCUGGGAAGCCGCCCGUCAAGGGGAUGACGUGGACUUGAUCGCAACGCCAACAUACAUUACCACCGAACGACUCAAGCAGGUCCACUUCCUAGCCAUGACUGGACCGCUAGACUACAAGUUCAUAUUCCGGUCACCGAAGCUGUCCUAUACUCAUAACGUCUUUGCAGUGGCCUUCCACUACCGCGUCUGGCUGUCGAUCCUGGGCCUUAUCCUGCUGGCAACGGUUAUCCAGGUGGUCAUAAUACGCGUUGAUCGCGCAGUGGUCCACACCGACAACCCACGUGACCGAAGCUUCGCCGGAGUUUUGCUCAGCAUGAUCAGUCUCGCCAGCCAGCAGGAGGUACUGAUCGCGUCGCGAACGAUCUCUUCCAGAACGCUCAGCGUGGUGAUGUUGUUCAGCCUGAUGUUCCUGUACAUUAGCUUUUCCGCUAACAUCGUGGGCUUGAUACAGUCCCCGUCGCGGACGAUUCGUACUCUGGGGGAUUUGCGUGCAUCUGGAAUGGAACUGACCGUACAGGACGAUCGUAUCAACAGGAUCUUCAUCGGGAACCAAACCAACGAGCACGGCUUCGUACCCUUGCCGGAAGGUGCUGAUCGAAUUCGUGCGGGUCUGUACGCCUUUCAUGGCGAUACCAACCUGAUCUACCGCUACAUGAUCGAUCACUACAAGGAGGAGGAAAAGUGUAACUUGCAAGCGAUCAAUCAGUUAAUCCCGCUCAACGGAUACUACUCAAUAUCGAAGAACUCCCCGUACGUAGAGCACAUCAAAGUCGGCUUGUUGGCGCUACGGGAGAGGGGCUUUCAAGCGCGCGAAACGGAAGCCCAUUACACCGGGAAGCCGCCCUGCCUGGGCGAUAGCGUUUUUGAUCCGAUCGCCAUGGUGGACGCCCUGUUUGCGAUGCAGCUGAUGGGUUGGGUGACGGGCCUGGCACCGGUCAUUCUGGGGUUCGAGCUGGCCGAGAAGCGGUACGGUGGCGUUUGGCGCGGGGCUUUGGGGAAGCGAUUGAGGAGUUUUUCGAGAAGAAGUUGAACUUUUCGAACAUCAUUCUAAUCAUUAUUAUAAAAAAUGGAAGUUAUGUUUAA
Molecule: messenger RNA, 1768 nt
Organism: Culex quinquefasciatus (southern house mosquito)
Lineage: Eukaryota; Metazoa; Arthropoda; Insecta; Diptera; Culicidae
Product: ionotropic receptor 75a-like
Exons: 3
Coding region: 525-1715 (396 amino acids)
Source: RefSeq, a predicted model, not a curated record